Molecule: messenger RNA, 2170 nt
Organism: Haliotis rufescens (red abalone)
Lineage: Eukaryota; Metazoa; Mollusca; Gastropoda; Lepetellida; Haliotidae
Product: peptidoglycan-recognition protein SC2-like
Exons: 6
Coding region: 154-966 (270 amino acids)
Biological process (GO): peptidoglycan catabolic process
Molecular function (GO): N-acetylmuramoyl-L-alanine amidase activity; zinc ion binding
Source: RefSeq, a predicted model, not a curated record
GACCCACCAGUAUUCACGUCAAUCUGAUGCUCUGGUAUGUGAAAAUCCGACGGGUUAUAUAUGUGCGAGUUGUCCUCUCUCACAGUAUAGACUGGGACCACUGCUUACUCCAUCGUAUCGCAUGACGAAGACAGAGAGGUUCCCAGAAUAAAUAUGGUGCUCCUUCUGAUCUUCCUUGCCUUCUUGGCAACAUCUGUUCGUGAGGCAACAACUGAUUUUGAAGCACCGUGUGUAUGCUCUAGUAGCAGAUACAGUUCUCCACCAAUCCGGACCGGUCCGGGAAGGAGGCAUCCGAUUCUUGGCAACCUUUGGGGAGGACUCUGUAUCCCCUUUGAAGGCGAUCGGACAUCGACCUGGUUGCAUGUCAAUUUCAACGGCAGGAGAGAUUCCUGGGUCUCGGAGUUCGAUGUGGAUAUCACCCCAUGCUGGUAUCAGUCCGAUGCUUCCGGCACCACAGGUAGUACCAGCUUUGACUGUCCCCGCAUUAUUAGCAGAGAAGAGUGGGGUGCUAGAUCUCCAAGUUCUAUCACCAAUCUUACCGCGGCUGCGAGAUACGCAUUUAUUCAUCAUGGAGAGAGUAGGACCUGCUCCGGUCAAAGCUCCUGCUCCGCCAUUGUCAGGAGCUAUCAGAACUACCAUAUGGACACCAACGGCUGGACCGACAUCGGCUUCAACUUCCUCAUCGGCGAGGACGGCAACGUCUACGAGGGUCGAGGCUGGGACAGGGAACCAGCUUACACCCGGGGAUACGACAGUGACAGUUUGGGUUUCUGCAUGAUUGGUAACUUUACGACGCACGUCCCCAACAGUGCGGCCCUCAACACCCUCAAGGACCUCAUUGCUUGCGGCGUCAACAUGGGCAAGAUUCGGUGCAGCUACAUCCUCAGAGGCCACCGCGACAUGGGCAACACCGACUGUCCCUGGACAGCCCUGUACAACCUCAUCAGAACAUGGCCACACUAUUGAAAUGUUCAUUUCGUAAGGAAUAAAAUGACAAUCAUAAUAUUAUUUUGAAUAAGGACAAUCAUACACAACUAUUUCUGUUUCCACAACCCUCCUCAUCAGUGAUCCUGUUGGUUGAUUAAUUCACUAUACAUAAUAGCAAAGAAUGCAUAAGAAUCGAUUGGGAAGCUGUUACGGAACAUAAGAAUUAAUUACGAAUGGAUUACAAUACAGCCACGAAAUUGCAAUUCGGGGACCCUUCCACAAACAAAACCUUUCUCGCCGAACUCCCCCGAACUGUACGAAUGUUUGGGAAUGAAGAAAAAGAUUCAUUUAAGAACUUCAAGAAAUGAUUGAGAUUUAUCUAAGAACAUGACAAAUUUCCGAUUCGGUGUGAUUCGUGAUAUUCGUGGUGUAGUGAAAUGGGGGCAUAAUUAAGUGAGUGAUCUUUUCUUGCUGGCCUACGCGACCGGAAACUAGCUUUUAUUCCCUUUGUGACUUGCACGAUCCGGAACCUAGACUCAAUGAUAUUUUCCUGUUGACCUGCAUGAUCAGAAACUAGUAGUCAUAUUGCCCCUGGACUACCGGAAACUAGUGAUCAUUUCCUUUUGAAUUGCACGACCACAAGAAUGUAUUAUGAUUUCCUGUUGCCCUGAUCACAUGAACAGCCGGAAACUGGUGUUCAUUUUGCCCCCCACGACUGGAAACUAAUGACCAUUAACUCUGGUCCUGCACGGCCGGUAACUAGGGAUCAUGUCCUGUUGUCCUGCACUACCGGAAAGUGGUAGUUACAUCCUGUUGUCGUGCACGACGAAAAUGCCCAGGAAACAUUCUUCAAGGUCAAGGUCAUGUUCACGCUCUGCGAUCAUUUUCUUUUGUCACACAAGUUAGGAAAGAAGCAAUGAAUGUAUUAUAAUAAUAAUCAUUAUAUUGUCAUGCACUAUGAAAUUUCGUGAUCAUUUCCGGUUGACCAACACCACCGGAAACUAAGGUAUAGUUUCUGUUGCUGAGCACAACCGAAAAUUAAUAACCGUUAAUUAGUUUCCUUUUUCCCUUUACGACAAGAAACUAGUAAUCACUUCCUGUUGCUCUGUACUACCGGAAGUUGCCAUGAAACAUCCUUUUAGGUCAAGGUCGUAUUCAUGCUCUCUUACUGAUGGUGUGAAAUAUCUUCUUCACCCCCCAUGCCUUGUCAUGAUGCCACCCCCAAACUAAAAACAACGAUAAA